Folsomia candida is the source of this 4132-nucleotide messenger RNA. RefSeq lists its product as uncharacterized. Lineage: Eukaryota; Metazoa; Arthropoda; Collembola; Entomobryomorpha; Isotomidae. Bases 613 to 1284 code for a protein of 223 amino acids. The record is from RefSeq and is a predicted model, not a curated record. The transcript has 3 exons.
CACUAAAAUGACCACGAUACAUGACUUGUCCAAUAACCUGAAGGAAUUUUUGUGUAAAAUUCACUUUUCGUCAAGUUGUGACGAUACUUGUGACGAGCCUCGGAAGUAUUGGGUUGUCAGAAGGAGAAUUCGGUCGCUGAACGUUCAUGUCGAAUACAUGUUCUGUUCAUAGAAUUUAUUUUAAAUUUAAAAUAAUUUGAACCCAUAACAAAUAUUUGUUAAUUUCACUUGAUGCGUUCAGAAUUUCGAAAUUUGUUCAAAAUUUCAACAGAUUUCUUCAGUCUGUUGGGUAAGUCAUAUAGUACAUAUAAGUCUCGACCCUCAACGCGUUGAACACCUCGGAAUGUUCCCUUGUAUGUAAAUCUGUCCAUAUUUAUGUUGGACACACCAAAAUCAAAUCACCCUUUGCCAAAAGUACUAAAAGCUAUAAUUCCAAAAUUUCAAUAAAAUCGGAGCGUGGCACCUAACACCAUCGCGUUAUGAGGCGUGUAUAUUUCAGAACGGUACGUACUGACCCUGGACGGAUUGGGGGACCAUGGGCGCGCGAUUUUGAGGUGUACCCUUCCCGCCAACUUCUUCCAGCUGGGGUGUUGCUGCUUGCUCUAUUACUUAAUGCCCUACCAGCCCUGGUACCUCACGAGCUACUUCUACUCACCGGAUAACCCCAGGUGGUGGCUUAUCCCGGGCGUUAUCCAUGAGUGGAUAGAGGCGGGCCAGACGAUCAGCGUGUUCUGUCUCCUUGCCUGGGUCACCGUUUCGCACGGAAACUGUGUCGAAUUCUGGUUGAUGGAGGCACAUCAGAACAACGAGACGGGCUACACGAUCGACCAAUUGCGCGAGUCUCACACGGCCGUCGAGCUCUACCGCUCGCUCCAAGUGCUGACGGGCCUCCUCAACGAGUGCAUCUCUCCGCUAGCCUUUCCCUUAAUGAAGAUGAUCAACUGGACCGCGGUCAUUUCCUGCGGUUACGUAAUGAUCCGCUCCAUGAACCAAAAGUUCCUCGACGAGUUUCCCGCCAUCCUGACGUACCCGUUCGGCGUGAUCGUAUGCGGUUCUUGCGGCUACGGGAUGCUCCAAAUGGCAGCGGAAAUGUUUGACAUUGCGACCUCCUUUCUGAACUCGUGGUCGCAAACGAGACACAAAAAUUUGCGGAGGAUCCUCACCUCGUGCGCGACUCUGCGCAUCAACGUCGGUAGAUUCUACUUUGUCACCAUUUCCACCACGAUCACCUAUUUUCAAAAAACAUUCGACUACAUUAUCGAUUGCAUUAUUACGUUUCCGUAGAAAAACUGCUUUUUACCUUCUCAAUUAAAUAUUACACUCUAAAAAAUAUGAAUGGAUACCUACCAUUUUGAAAAGCACUUGUCUGAAUUUUGUAUUAAGUAAACCAAACCAUAUCCAUAAUAGUGAAAACUUAAAAGAAACAAGUACUUUAAAAUUAGUGUCAAUUAUUUAAUAUAGAAUUCAGAGUGCAUUUAUUUUUCAAAAUGGUAAUAUUAUUUUUAAGAGGGUAUCAACAUAGGGAAAAAUAGGUAUGCAUAUGCAUUUGUAGUCAGUUAGAAUUUCUUCAGAUCUGUAAAAUGUUACUGUAUAGAUUAUUAAACACAAUAAAAUAUAAUGUGUUAAAUAUGAUACUAUGAUACUACAGAUAAGUACCUCCUCAACAUCAAUGUAAUUUCAAUUUAUCUAAUUUUGGUAAAUUUUCACCACUAACUAACAUUCUGUAUUGGUUGAUUAAUAUUUAUUCUAAAGAUAAUCUUCGGCCGAAGAGUUGUUGGUUAGUUAAAGGCUUACGCAGUUAUUUCACAAAAUACCAAGGUAAAUGUGCUCGCACGUGCAUAUUACCUACGUAUUAUGUAUAAUUAUGUAUACCUAUUUAUAUUUAAUUUAUCGGUUGGACUUUCCACGAACAAGCUGCACAACAGUAUAAUUAAAAUUACACCUACAUAAUCCAAAUUUCGAACUACAUAUUUUAAUUAAAUAAAGAUAUAAAGCAUUUGGGUUUUGAAAUUCCAAUAAGAAAAUUUGAAAAUGCGCAAGUAAUUGGUUUUCCUGGUACAUCGACAUACAUAUUUACUAGUUUAUAUAUUUAUUUAGAGAAGCUAUGGCAUUAUAAUUCAAUUAAGAUAUGUAAUUAUUGAGCCAUUUUAUUAAAUACAUCCUACACUAGACGAAAUUCUAUAACAAUUUCUCUCUUCAAAACACUACUUGAUUAAUAAUACUAAUUACUGCAACAUAUUUUAGAAAUUUGGCAAACAAUUUCACCAUGGAUUAAGAAAUUUCCAAUACUUCGCAGACAACUACACUUUAGAUAAGUCACGUACUUAAAUCCGGAAUUAUUCUACAAUGACUAAAUACAUUUAUGAAAAAUGGUGACCAAGGAAGAUUCCUAUGUGUUGCAACGCUACCUCCGCAUUGCGGAGUAUCUGAAGUGUUUACCCGUCAAAUGGGACUCGGUCAAGGGCAUAAUUGUUAUAAGAUCAUCAAAUCAACAAAAGUUCGUCAUUUUGACCAUACUUGCUCACUUCUUGGCAACAUUAUGUCGCCUAUAUUCCACUACAUUAUACCCAUCCAGCAUUCUGAACCGGGCCGAAGCUGCAUUUGGGGCGAUACUGUACGCGUACAUGUUCAUUAUACGGUUGGAUAUCCCAGUCGACUACGGUACAGUUGAUACCGUAAAUUUUAUGAUCACUUCAAAAAACUCGGAAGCUCGUAAGUUACCAAAUUCACUAGGUCCACCUGAUAUCAAUUUACCAGAGGGGGGAAAUACUUUGCGAAGAUACAUUAUUUUGAGCUCAGUAAUUCCCAGGGUUUGGAUUUCCAGAAUUAUUACAAACACAAAAAGGUGUGUGGAGAAUGCCGCAGUCAUACGAAAAUACAGAAUCUUACUUUGUAUUGAAAUACUUUGUAUUUUGUCGCUGACAAAAUACAAAGUGUUUACGAUUUUCUAAACAUGAAGUAUUUUUACCCCGAUAAAAGUAAAUUUCUUUAGCACACCUGUAUUUUCGACUGACAGUUAUCUCCCCCGUGUAUUAUACCCAUUCUGUGGGCAUAAGUGACCCGGAAAUAAAAACCCUGGGAAAAACAAAGCAGAAAAUACACUAUUUUCAUAACCCCACAAUUUACAUAUUUAAAUUUUAUCGAGUCUCUAACAUACAUACUACUGUUUCAGCGGGCACCUAGAGUUCCAAAAUAAAUGUGUGUAUUGACUUGUUCACACACGCUGUGGGAACGAACACCAUUAUACUUUCGCUACUUUUAUCAAUCUUAACAAUUUUUGCCCCAUGUCAACCUCUCGUCCUGAGUUCGCUUAUCUGUCACGAUGAGAGGUUUCUUAUCAAUGCAGGAUUACCUUACCGGCCCAUGAUUCUCAUUCUUUUUGCAUCCUCAGAAUUGCUAUUGUUCAUAACGGCUGCAAUUUCAGGUUUAUAUUACAAUUUUGGGGUCUUACUAAAAGGUGUCGCGUACCUAUGGAUUGAUUGUAAAAAUUUUGUAAAUCGUUAUGAACAUGGUCUCGUCACGAUUCUGGAAUACAGAAAGGUUCAGGCUUUCGAAAAGUGUCUAAAUUCCUGUAUUAGAUCUCGAAUAUUCUUCUGUAGUGCACUAACAGUUCCUACAAUUCAAAUUACCCUGUGUUAUGUCGCCAUUAAAUCGUUCCAGUCCGAUGACAGAAACACCUUUAAGGGGGCAAUGUUCUUAUGGACUUACUUUAUGGCGAUGGGUUUUACCAUGAUGAUGUUCACGGUAGGGGCAAAGAUUAGUAAUCUGAGCAAGAAUUGGAUUUCUCGAAGCAGAUGGAAUAUUAAGAGAAAGUGGGAGAGGAAAGUGCACAAAUCUCUGGCCCCGUUAAGUCUUAAAUUUGGUAAUAAUUUCGUCGAAAGAUUGACACCCCUCGUAGUGCAGGAAUUCUGUGUGCGACAAACGGUUUCAUUUCUACUCGUAUCGGAAUGAGUUUUGAAAGGUAUUAAACUAGUUUUGAGCAUGUAACUCUUCUUACGGACUCGAAUUCUCAACUUUUAUUCCGAAAAGUACGAUUCCUCGGCCGUGUAAAUAAUUGGAGUUGGACGAUGCGGGAUAAGUUGUGUAAAUGUAGGACACAUUUUACUAAUGCGGGUUAAUUAUUUUAUAAGUU